CUGCCAUUUUGACGUGUGAACAGUGUUAAUAUUGUCAACAUGUUUGCAAACUCAUUUCAGAGUGGAUUUUUAUCAAUAUUUUACAGUGUGGGUUCUUCCCCGCUUGGAAUCUGGGAUAAAUCAGUGAAAAAUGGUCACAUUCGGCGUAUUGUCGAUGAAGAAGUAAAGUCCCUGGUGCUGGAAAUUGCCGGUACAAAUGUCGCAACAACUUACAUUACGUGCCCGAUUAAACCACGCGCGUCUCUGGGCAUCAAGCUGCCAUUCCUCGUCAUGGUCGUGAAGAACAUGAAGAAGUAUUUCACGUUCGAAAUCCAAAUCGUGGACGACAAAGACAUGCGACGCCGCUUUCGGGUCUCCAAUUUCCAAUCGACAACGAAGGUGCGACCUUUCUGCACGACAAUGCCAAUCGGAUUGAGUUCCGGAUGGAAUCAGAUUCAGUUCAAUCUGGCGGACUUUACGCGUCGUGCUUAUGGGACUGUGUAUAUGGAGACUAUUCGUGUACAGGUGCACGCGAAUGUGCGAAUUCGUAGAAUUUAUUUCUCUGAUCGAUUGUACGCGGAAGAAGAAUUGCCGUCGGAGUAUAAGUUGUUUAUGCCUUUGCAGAAGUCCCAGGAGAAGAGUAAAGGUAAACCGAAAGACAGAGCUAGUAAGGAUUCAAAGGAUGCGAAGGAUCAGAAGAAGUCGGUUACUGGUUCAGCUCAAAUGAUUCCAAAGGUUCUUGAAGAACCUUCCGGGGCACCUCCUACGCCAGCGGAACCUGCUGAUGUUGAGGAUGGUGUAGAAGAAAAGGAAUUGAGGGCUUCUUCUGUUGCACCAGUUGUUGGUGACCUUCCCACUGUUGAAGAAAUUGAAGGAGAUGAGGUGGAAGCAGCAGCUGAGAUGUUGUCUGCUACUGCUGUUCCGGUAGAGGGUGAGAAUGCGGAAGGAGAGAAACCGGCUGAGGAGGUUGAAGGUGGUGAGUUACCAGAAGUAGCUGAAGAAGAAAAUGUUGCUGAGCCAGGAGCUGAAGAUGAAGCUCCAACAGCAGGUGAUGUACCACCUCCAGCUGAAGAAGAUGCUGAAGCUGCAGAGGAAGGAGAAAUUGCACAGGCGGCUGAGGAAGGUGGCGAAUAGAUUUCACUAUUUUUUAUAUAUACUAAAUGAAUAAAUAUUUACCAAAUGUGUAA
Messenger RNA from Dalotia coriaria, 1166 nucleotides. RefSeq lists its product as uncharacterized. NCBI's taxonomy places the organism in Eukaryota, Metazoa, Arthropoda, Insecta, Coleoptera, Staphylinidae. Gene Ontology annotation, cellular component: ciliary basal body; motile cilium. Gene Ontology annotation, biological process: regulation of cilium beat frequency involved in ciliary motility; positive regulation of cell motility; cilium assembly. The record is from RefSeq and is a predicted model, not a curated record. Bases 40 to 1113 code for a protein of 357 amino acids. The transcript has 4 exons.